GAGAAGAGGAAGAGGAGGAGGGCGCAACCGCUGUUGCAGUCAGGGCGAUUUAAGCGCAGCGCAUUCCUGCACAGCGCUCACAGCGGAGGACGAGCCGCGGCGACACGCACGCACAGACACACGCACACACACGGCGCCUCACGGGGGCCCGGAGCGCACCUAGAAGAGAAGAAAAAAACCCUUCAAAUUGGAGGUGGAGGAAGUGCCGGGUGUCGCCCUGAACACGCACGCUAGCCUCGGCUCGGGCUAACGGACGGGCGCGAUGUCGGAGUUCCUGGUGAGUCUGCUCGGGGAGCGGCUCGUCGACCGCGAGAAAGCCGAGGUGGACGUGCAGUCGGCGGGCGCCAAGCUCUCCCUGGUCGGGCUCUUCUUCGGAUGCAGCCUGAACGCCCCGUGCAAGCAGUUCAACGGCAGCCUGUGCGAGUUCUACGGCAGGUUCAAGAAGGCGUCGGAACACAAGGACAAAUUGGAGAUCGUCUUCGUCUCGUCCGAUCAGGACCAGAAACACUGGCAGGACUUUUUGCAGGAGAUGCCGUGGCCCGCGUUGCCUUUCAAAGACCGACACAAAAAGAUGAAGCUGUGGAACAAGUACAAAGUAACCAGUAUCCCAUCUCUGGUGUUUGUGGACGCAACGACGGGGAAGGUGGUGUGUCGAAACGGUCUGCUGGUGGUCAGGGAUGACCCCAAAGGCCUGGAGUUCCCCUGGGGCCCAAAGCCAUUUGCGGAGGUGGUGGCAGGGCCUCUGCUCAGGAACAACAGGCAGACAACCGACAGCAGCUCCCUGGAGGGACACUAUGUGGGAGUGUACUUCUCCGCACACUGGUGCCCCCCGUGUCGCAGUCUGACCCGGGUGUUGGUUGAAACAUAUCGAGCUGUGAAAGAGUCCGGUCAGAAGUUUGAGAUCGUGUUUGUCAGUGCUGACCGGUCCGAGGAGUCCUUUCAGCAGUACUUCAGCGAGAUGCCCUGGUUGGCGGUGCCAUAUUCGGAUGAGGCUCGGCGCUCACGACUCAACAGACUAUAUGGGAUACAAGGUAUUCCCACGCUGAUUCUGCUGGACGCAGAGGGUCACAUGAUCACGCGACAGGGCCGCGUGGAGGUGCUGAACGACCCGGAGUGCCGGCUGUUUCCGUGGCACCCUCGGCCCGUGCUGGAGCUCAGCGAGUCCAACGCCGUGCAGCUACACGAGGGGCCCUGCCUCGUCCUGUUUGUGGACGCCGAGGAGGAAGGUGAAUUGGAACCAGCCAAGGAGCUAAUUCAGCCAAUAGCGGAGAAGCUUAUGGUCAAGUACAAGGCAAAGGAGGAGGAGAUGCCGCUGCUGUUCUUUGUGGCUGGAGAGGAUGACAUGAGUGACUCCCUGCGGGACUACACUAACCUCCCCGAAGCAGCGCCUCUGCUCACCAUCCUGGACAUGUCUGCUCGAGCCAAGUACGUCCGCGACGUAGAGGAGAUCACGCCGGCCGAAGUGGAGCAAUUUGUCAGCGACUUCCUGGCCGAAAAGCUGAAACCAGAGCCCAUUUAAAGCGGAAAGCCACGUAUAAAUUGGACAUGCUAUGUGGGACUCACUCCAUCAUCGGACCCUGACCCGUUUGCAACCUCCCUCGCAAUUCCCAUCCUUGUACGGUCUCUCCCACCUGCCCGCUGACUUAGUCACAGUUAAAGAGAUCUCACCUUUUUUACUGACAUUUUACCUUUUUAUUUUAUUUUAGACAUGUCCUCCUUGUCUCCUGUGGUGCCUUGCAUUGACGAUAGUCCCUACAGUAAUAUAUAUGGAGUUUUUUUUUUUUGCCUGAAGAAAAUCUGUAUUUUUCUUUUCUCACAAUAGCAUUUCUGAACCAGAUAAUUACCCUGUGGACCUACUUUAUUCAGCUGAUUCUUUGCUUUAUUGGUUACUUCUGGUUCUUGAAUGAUGGGAAAGAACAAAAGGCAUUUUUACUGUUUUAAUUCACAUGUAGUGCAACAAUGCUUCACCUCAGUUGGAUGUAGCCGUAAGCCUUUCUGGCCCUAUUUAAAAGAUAAAACACAGGUGCACAUACACUUAAGCGCACAUUAAACUUGCUUCUUAUCGACCAAAUGACUGCUAUUUUAAAACCCCCGUGUCUAGUUGUAAGUGAAAGUCAUCUCUUGCCAGUUGUUAGUGGGGCUUCUCAUCUCAGUCAUGAGGAUUUUCUGUGAAGGUCCCAUGAUUUAAAGACCAGGUUGUUUCUGAAGGCAUAGAAAUGGCAUUUGAAGAGUUGAAUGUAUAAAUCCCUGUAUUCUGGUACUUUAGUAAUUACUUCUCACACCCAUUAAAAUUCACUGGCAAGCAGUUUUUUUUCCAUCAAUAAAGUUAGCUCUUGGAUAUGUAAA
Gasterosteus aculeatus aculeatus (three-spined stickleback) is the source of this 2346-nucleotide messenger RNA. It is a transcript of the gene nxn, whose product is annotated as nucleoredoxin. The record is from RefSeq and is a predicted model, not a curated record. Gene Ontology annotation, molecular function: thioredoxin-disulfide reductase (NADPH) activity. Gene Ontology annotation, cellular component: nucleus. NCBI's taxonomy places the organism in Eukaryota, Metazoa, Chordata, Actinopteri, Perciformes, Gasterosteidae. Gene Ontology annotation, biological process: negative regulation of protein ubiquitination; negative regulation of Wnt signaling pathway.